GAAAAUGAAAAUAAAGAAGAAGCAAAUCUCUUUGAAAGCAUCACCACCAGCACCACCCUGUUUCUCUACUCCGUGAUUAAUUAACAUAAGGCAGGCAGGCGGCUGCAGGGGUGUUACAGAUCUCCAGCAGCAGCAGCAGCAGCAUUUUGGUUUGGUGUUAUGGGUGCGUACAGAGCAGACGAUGAUUACGAUUACCUCUUCAAGGUAGUCCUCAUCGGUGAUUCCGGAGUGGGUAAAUCCAAUCUCCUCUCCAGAUUCACUCGCAACGAGUUCAGUCUCGAGUCCAAAUCCACCAUCGGCGUUGAAUUCGCCACUCGCAGCAUCCGUGUCGAUGAUAAAGUUGUUAAGGCUCAGAUUUGGGACACUGCUGGCCAGGAAAGGUACCGCGCAAUUACAAGCGCAUACUACCGAGGUGCAGUUGGUGCACUGCUAGUGUAUGAUGUCACACGCCAUGUCACCUUUGAGAAUGUAGAGAGAUGGUUAAAGGAGCUUCGUGAUCAUACAGAUUCCAACAUUGUUAUCAUGCUCGUGGGUAAUAAAGCCGAUCUACGCCACUUACGAGCUGUCCAGUCUGAAGAUGCCACAUCAUUUGCUGAAAAAGAACACACUUACUUCAUGGAAACCUCUGCACUUGAAUCCUUGAAUGUAGAAAAUGCAUUCACUGAAGUUCUUACUCAAAUUUAUCAUAUUGUAAGCAGAAAAGCGCUCGAUGCUGGUGAUGAUCAGGCCACGUUGCCAAAAGGGCAGACAAUUAAUGUUGGCGGGAAGGAUGACGUGUCAGCAGUGAAGAAAGCCGGAUGCUGUUCUUCUUAGAAGGUGAGUUUUGAUCGAGUGAAUGAAAAUUGGAGUAUAAAUCAUAGCUUUAAUUGUUUCAUCAAAACCUUUGUUUCAUCUUGAUGUCUUUAAAUUGGUUUUUGUCAAGUGAUUGUGGCAUUCUAUAUGUAGUAAGAUUGUAUUGGUAUCUAUGUACUAUGAUUGAUUCAUUAGUUGUGUAUGUCUGAACCAAGUAGGUCUUUUUAACA
Molecule: messenger RNA, 1022 nt
Organism: Helianthus annuus (common sunflower)
Lineage: Eukaryota; Viridiplantae; Streptophyta; Magnoliopsida; Asterales; Asteraceae
Product: ras-related protein RABA1f
Exons: 2
Coding region: 160-813 (217 amino acids)
Cellular component (GO): endosome
Molecular function (GO): GTPase activity; GTP binding
Source: RefSeq, a predicted model, not a curated record